AUGCCCGACACCAGACGGCAGGAUGCUAUGAGCAAGCUCUCAUCAGGCUACGACCAUGAUGAUAAUCACCACGGUUCAAUGUCCGAUAGAACAGGCAGCUGGUUUUUCGAGGAUGCACGUGUGAAGCGCUGGCGCGACACCAACCAAUCUAGCAUUCUAUGGUUAACAAGCAGCCCUGGGCAAGGAAAGUCCGUGCUCGCAAAGGCACUCGCAACGCAGGCCGGAGAUUGGUGGGGAAAAGGACACUUGGCCCCUGAAACACAUACGACUGUUACUUACUACUUCUUCCGUGACGGACAUGCGCGGCGGAUGACGGCUGCCAGUGCGGUCUGCGCUCAGCUACAUCAUCUCUUUGGGAAGUCGCCGUAUCCUGCCUUUAUCGAGCAAACCUGGGCCCAACUACCCACAGGACGGGAGGCUGGAAACUUGUUGAAAGAGCCAUUGUCGGACUUUGACAAAGUAUGGCCUCAUUUUGUACGGUGUGCCCGCGAUGCGCGUGCUGGGCACUUUGUAUGUGUUCUGGAUGCCGUGGAUGAAUGUGAGUCCAGUGAGAGGACGCAACUUCUGCGAGCUAUCGCCCAGUUCUACUCGGAAGAUACAGGUCUAGUGCCAGGCCCGGCGUCGAUCGUGAAGCUUUUGGUGACCAGCUGCUCGUUAGAGGGUGGCUUAAAGCGGGACUUUGAGGAGCUUCGAGAUGCAGCUGGUGCCGGAGUGACCACUUUGAUUGGCAUUGAUGAGCUGAAUCAUCGAAUCCAGUUGGAUAUGGAGCCUACUAUCAACGGUGUUCUCGACCAUCUUCAGGGCGAGCAGCAGCAGCGGGCCAGACAUAUCCUACGGGGAAAUGAAACGAAGAGUUGGCUGUGGCUGCGAGUGGCCACUAGCCUGAUUCUUAAUACGCUCAAAGCAGAGACAGAUGGGUCUUCACCCUUUGCGAGCGUGGACACUCUGCUAGGAGACUUUCCAACGGACGUGGACGGUGUCUAUCAAAAAGCAUUGGACAUGACGACUGCCAAAUGGGGUGCUCCACUGGUCGACCGAAUGCUUCAUGUUCUCCUGGCCGUACAGCGACCGCUAUCAAGCCGAGAGCUACUUUCGGCGAUUGAGUUUUCAGAUGCCGAUCCUGUCGCUGCUAUAUCCACUCCGCAUCGGCGCUUUUAUGGGGAGUUGGCUAGACGGCACCCUGAGCAGAAUGACCUUCUCAUGGGUAUUCUGGAUGGCGUUUUGUUAAGGAAUCAACAAACGGUCACUAUUAUUCACAAAUCAGCGAGGGAUUUCCUGCUGAGGAGGAAUGAGACUCCAUCACCAGCGCUGCCCAACGCAUCAUCCUCUUGGAGAGGUCGUGUUGACAUGGCGUUGGGACAUGAAAUGCUUACGCGAGCAUGUCUCUUCUUCCUACUAACCCUCAAGAUGAAAUCAUAUGUGCAUUACAAUGAGCACAAAUACAAAAAGCCAAAAGUACAGAGGAAUAUGCGACGUGAGGAGCGCAGGGCCCCGUUUCUACGAUAUGCUGCGCAAUACUGGCCCAUUCACUACAAUUCACAACCCAAGUCCGCCGCAGAAGCAGCCCUGGAUCCAGUUCGGGUGUUGUGCACUGGCGAUGGCCCGGAACGAAACAACUGGAUGUAUCUAUACAGCGGGUAUGGAGGAUGGUGGUGGUCUGAUAUCGACGUUGCGGCCCAUCUCGGCAUCGUCCCUCUGGUCAGAGAGAUACUGGACAAGCUGCGAGGAGCCGAUGGCGCGGAAGACCCUGCCAGGGACCCCGACAGCUGGCAUAACUGGCCACGGAGAGGCCUCUGCCCGUUGUACAAAGCUGUGGGGCGCGGGGACAUCAGAGCCACGCGAAUUCUAUUCGAUCAUGGCUUCAUUCUGAGGCCAGGCUGUGAAUGUGAUCGGUCGUUGACGACCGCGGCUGGGAACGGAAAUACGCAGCUGGUCAGAUUACUCUUGAAUCGAGGAGCAAGCAUCAGCUGGGAGAGCGAGUUUGGUGGCACGGCCCUGGCAGACGCAUGCCAUCAUGGCCACGCAGACGUGGUGAAGCUCCUCCUAGAUCGGGGGGCCAAUGUCAACACGGGAUUUAGCAAUAUUGGCCUUGCCUCGCGGAACCCGCUAGAAGCAGCGGCCUACGGGGGAUAUCUGUGGAUCGUGCGGGUGCUGCUGGACCGCGGCAUCGACGCCCAGUCCUCGGGAAUCAAGGCACUCUGGGAAGCAGCGGGUGAAGGCCACAAGGAGGUUGUCCGUCUUCUGUUAGCGAAGGGCGUGGCUCCCAACGUCUCAUGUAACUCUCUGUCGGGCAGUGCGCUGUGCCGGGCUGUGCGCUACGGACAUCGGGAGAUUGUACAAGCGCUACUCGACCACGGGGCACAAGUCUUGGAGAAUGAGAUGAAGGAGGCGUUCUCAAAAGGAAACGAUGAUAUUGUGGAGUUGCUGAUGGAUCCGUACAUUUCUUUGCUGCUCUCCUGA
Molecule: messenger RNA, 2460 nt
Organism: Penicillium canariense
Lineage: Eukaryota; Fungi; Ascomycota; Eurotiomycetes; Eurotiales; Aspergillaceae
Product: ankyrin repeat domain-containing protein
Exons: 1
Coding region: 1-2460 (819 amino acids)
Molecular function (GO): protein binding
Source: RefSeq, a predicted model, not a curated record